AUGGACUCACUGAUCGAGGUCGACGUGAGCGACCAAUCUGCUGGUCCAGCUUUGUCCGUGGGCACCCAGCGUGACAGAAUUGCACCUGGCGUAGAUCUCCUCUUUGACGGUGCCAUUCACGAUGAAUCCGCCCUGACCAACUGCCCGCUCCUCGUGCCGGGUGCUUACGAUCAGCCUGCCAGUUCCGCCUCAGGCGCCCUGUCUGAGCCCCAGCAGCUGGGCACCGAUGAGCAGCAGCUGGGUACGGGUGAGCAGUCGACCGCCUUGGUCCCUGCUGAUGAUGAUGAUGAUGCCAUGACAAGGGUCAACGACCAUCAAGAGAAUGGGGUACAGCCUCUGGGCCAGCACUCUGCCCAUCAUGAGGACCGGCUCGUACCUGCGGCCAAGGAUACCACUGACGAACCAGCUGCCGUAUACUUUACUACAUCAUCGGCCAAGCUGGUGGGAGUCGCCGUUCGAACGUGGCGCCACAACUCCCGAGCUAUCCAGGGUGAACACGGCCGUCGCCCGGUUAUUGCCAACUUCAUUGUCUCCCACAACCCAGAUUCCGCCCUGGGCGUCAUCGAGGCUGCCUACCGAGACAUGAGGAGUGCAAGCAGCAGGUGCACCAUUGAACUGCGAAGCACCCCCAACGGCGGCUCCUACCUACGGAUCGCCGCGCCUACAAAGGCGGAUGCUGAUGAACUGAUUGAGACGACCCGAUUGCAGGUCGAAGACCUGAUUGCAGACCGGCCCAAUCUGACCAAGGGCCUUUUCGUCGAGCCCCCCUCUGCCACAGGCCCUGAUUUCGUCAUCGUACUCGACGCUACAUCCGGCGGUGCCCGACACCGCCUAGAGCUGCGCGACGGCACUCGACCUAACGUGAGACUCGAAGAACUGGCCGCUGAACAUGAGAAGGCCCUCUCGAGCACUCUCUUCGACGCGCUGAACAAAGCCGGUCGCCUGCGAGCUGCUCUCAACCUGAAGAUACACCUUGGUCAUUACAUGCUCCAAAGAUAUCAGAAAACCAUCCCUGCUUUCCAGUUCGAACAGUUCGAGGCCAUGGUGAAGAACUCUCGAGCUUCCGGACGACUGAGAACUCAUAUUGGUGACGAGGCCCUUGCUGGCGCCAUGCUGCGGGUGAUCCGGGCUCCCCAUAGUCCCUUCCUUCCCACCGACAACCAGACUCCAUCGGCAGCCGACGUCGCCCCGCAGUACGCCUUUGAAGCGUGCUCGGAAGAGGUGAGGUUCGAGACAGAGCUCGAGCCAACACAUGCCUCCCACGCUUCUGGGGGUGAUGGCGUCCGGUACCGCAUGGUGCGGACACGAGCGUUCCCGCUCAACGCCACCAUCUCCGAGCUCGACAUCACCAACAUUAGUAUGGGAAGCAAGCUCGAUUGGAAGGUGGAAGCCGUGGCUGAGGACCGCGACGAGAAGAAGUUCCAUGGCGUCAACGCCUACUUCCAGUCGGGAAAAAUCCACAUGCAGGGCCCGCACGGAGGCUGCAACGCCUACCCCAGGAUUUGGCUGGCUUGCGAUAGCGCCAUGGCGGGUUAUUUCAAGUCAGCCACAGUCAAGAGCGUCUACCGCUUCAACUGGAAGGAAACGGCAUAUAUUGUUGAGCUGGCCAUUAACCGCCAAUGGGAUGGCAUCCGAUCCAUGGUCGCCAACAAACCACCGACGGUCGAUUUUGGUCUUAGUGUCUACGGAGAAGCGUGGGAUGAAGAGAUGCAGUUGCUCGGCGGCAGAUCAGCCAGCCACGUCUGGGGCAAAGACCUUAAAGGUUUGUUUGCCGCCGAGGGCAACAGUCAAACCGGCGAGGGGGUGGGCAGGGUGCGGGGAUUCCUGCAGACGGUACGCAAUAUCCGAGACGCCUUCGAAGGUGUUGAGGGAUAG
Molecule: messenger RNA, 1875 nt
Organism: Anthostomella pinea
Lineage: Eukaryota; Fungi; Ascomycota; Sordariomycetes; Xylariales; Xylariaceae
Source: the annotation of a GenBank genome assembly